Trematomus bernacchii (emerald rockcod) is the source of this 1320-nucleotide messenger RNA. Its product is annotated as L-serine dehydratase/L-threonine deaminase-like. Gene Ontology annotation, molecular function: threonine deaminase activity; L-serine ammonia-lyase activity; pyridoxal phosphate binding. The record is from RefSeq and is a predicted model, not a curated record. The transcript has 8 exons. Gene Ontology annotation, biological process: L-threonine catabolic process; L-serine catabolic process. Bases 60 to 1031 code for a protein of 323 amino acids. NCBI's taxonomy places the organism in Eukaryota, Metazoa, Chordata, Actinopteri, Perciformes, Nototheniidae.
GUUUUGGAUAAGUGAUAUUUAACCCAACUUGUUAUCCUGCAAUACAUCUAAAAAGUGAGAUGAAGACCCAUCAGCCUCUUCAUGUGGCCACUCCGCUGAGGCAGAGCCUUGCCCUGACUAAAGUAGCUGGGACUUCAGUUUACCUCAAGCUGGAUUCAUCUCAGCCCACCGGAUCAUUUAAGAUCAGGGGCAUCGGACACCUCUGCAAAACUUGGGCAGAGCGAGGGUGUGAGCGGUUUGUCUGCUGUUCAGGUGGAAAUGCUGGUAUGGCCGCAGCUUACUCCGCCCGUCAGCUCGGGGUUCCGGCAACUAUAGUAGUACCAAGUGUUACACCAAACCCAACGGUGGAGAGGCUGAAGGACGAGGGCGCCACUGUGGUGAUCCAUGGCAAGGCACUAAAUGAGAGCAUUGAAUAUGGACAGCAGCUUGUGGCAAACAACCCCAGCUGGAUAUUCAUUUCUCCCUUUGAUGAUCCGCUCAUCUGGGAAGGCCACACGUCUCUGGUGAAGGAGCUGGAGCAGGACCUGAAGGUGAAGCCGGGAGCCAUCGUGUUGUCAGUGGGAGGCGGAGGCCUGCUGAACGGGGUGGUGGAGGGACUGCGCCGUGCAUGCUGGGCUGACGUGCCCAUUGUAGCCAUGGAAACCAUUGGAGCACACAGCCUCAAUGCAGCAAUGAAGGCUGGGGAGCUGGUCACUUUACCUGAAAUUACCAGUGUUGCAACCACUCUGGGCCUGACGAGGGUGUCUGCACAGACGUUUAAACUGGUGGGGGAGCACACGGUUUUCUCAGAAUUAGUCACAGACCAGGAGGCUGUAAAAGCUGUGGAGCACUUUGUUGAUGAUGAGAAGAUCCUGGUGGAGCCCGCCUGCGGGGCCGCCCUGGCAGCCGUGUACAGCGGCGUUAUCAAAAGGCUGCAGGGCGAGGGCAAGCUGGCACAGCGUCUCGGCCCGGUGGUCAUCGUGGUGUGCGGCGGCAACAACAUCAGCAUGGAACAGCUAGCGAGGCUGAAAAAACAGCUCGGUAUCGUCUAGUGCGUCCAACUACCUCAGGUCUUCCUGACCUUUCCUCUAUUCCUUCAUCUGCUGGUCUCGAUCCUUAAACCCCCGCCAUUCACGCGCUCCAUAGACCGAAUCAUUCCAGACUGAGACACUCCUGAGCACUGACAUGUGGACAGAGAUGCUGGAGGGAUUGUUUUUUAUCUUGUAAAGCCUUUGUUAUUGUGAUGAUGUUCUGGUAGAGGUCGUUUUUCGACUUUGAACAAAAAAAGUACACCGACACUUUCAGGUUGUAUUGGUUUUAAGUUUGCCGGUAUGUUGUUCU